CAAUGGGGUUGGAUUACUACAAUAUAUUAAAAGUAAACCGGAAUGCCACGGACGAGGACCUGAAGAAGUCUUACAGGAGAUUGGCCAUGAAAUGGCAUCCCGACAAGAACCCUACCAACAAGGCAGAAGCUGAGGCCAAAUUCAAACAACUCUCUGAAGCUUAUGAAGUAAGUCAAUUUCUUCCUUAUGUCUCUUUUGAUUGUGGUACCCUCCUCCCUCUCCCAGUCGGUGUUUCUCGUGUUAAUUAUAAUUACUGGGCUUCCUUUCAUCCAUUUACGGGUGAAGAAGGAUUGAAAGACAUGCCACCGCCUGGCAGCAGUGGGUUCUCUGAUGGGUUUAACCCGCGGAAUGCAGAAGAUAUUUUUGCUGAAUUUUUUGGGAGCAGCCCUUUCGAAUAUACACCAAAGAGUGGUGUUAGGAACACAAAGUUUCAGUCCGAGGGAGGAGGAACAUUUGCAGGAUUUGGUGGGAAUGAAAAUAUGUUCCGAACCUAUAGUUGUAAUGGAGCUGGUGCUAACUGGCCAAAAAAGCCUCCACCGAUAGAGAGUAAAUUGCCUUGCACCCUUGAGGAACUGUACAAUGGAUCUACAAGAAAAAUGAAGAUAUCUAGGACAGUAGUUGAUUUCAAUGGGCAGGCACUGCCUGAAUCAGAAAUACUAACCAUUGAUGUGAAACCCGGGUGGAAAAAGGGCACGAAGAUCACAUUCCCCGACAAAGGGAAUGUGCAGCCAAACCAGCUACCUGCAGACCUCGUUUUUGUGAUUGAUGAGAAGCCCCACAGCAUUUUCACUCGAGACAGCAACGACCUCAUGAUGAACCACACAGUGUCCUUGGCGGAGGCCAUGGGAGGGAUCACUGUGAACCUCAAAACCCUGGAUGGCCGUAGCUUGUCAAUUCCUGUCACUGACAUAGUCAGCCCUGGUUAUGAGUUGGUAGUUGAAAAAGAGGGGAUGCCAAUUGCAAAGGAGUCUGGCAACAGAGGAGAUUUGAGGAUCAAGUUUGACGUCAAGUUUCCAACAAAAUUGACAUCAGACCAACGAGCAAGGCUGAGGCGGGCUCUAGCCAGU
Molecule: messenger RNA, 1067 nt
Organism: Thlaspi arvense
Lineage: Eukaryota; Viridiplantae; Streptophyta; Magnoliopsida; Brassicales; Brassicaceae
Source: the annotation of a GenBank genome assembly